AGGUGCGCCAGAUUGGAACCCUAUGACCAGACUAGUCUCAUUUUGUAAUCACGGUAAAGGUAUACUUCGUAUAAUUUACUUCGAUUACAUGCUUCAUUAAUUUUUUAGUUUUUGUUCCCUUUUAGUCUCCUCUCGGUGUUUGACCUUUCCCAUCAUCCCUUGCGAAUUUGGCGACAACCAAACAUGGCCGCGUUGUGUAAAGUGGCGUGUUCCGUGAGGAGCGCUUCAUGUGUCCGUGUUUUUAUGAGAAGACCGGUUUCUAUUCGAGCAGCACUGUUCCACCCAGAAAGCCAUGGCGAUUCAGGAGAAGAUUCGGGGACCGAAACGUCCACGCCAGCAGCGGAUAAGCGAAAGAGCGGCUUUGCUGCCGCAUUCGAGCUGCAUUCCGAGCUGCAACAGAAGCAAGAUCAGACGGCUGGGGAAAUUCGGCCAUCGCCAGUGAAGGAUGGGAAGUCUUUUGCGACCAUGCUGCGACAUUCUCCUCUGAUGCAGAUGGGACCAGCCAAGGACAAAAUCACUGUGGGCAAGAUCUUUCACAUUGUCGAUGACGAUUUGUACAUUGACUUUGGGGCCAAGUUUCACUGUGUCUGCAAACGACCGAAUGUGGACGGGGAGAAAUACCAGAGGGGCAGCAGGGUACGAUUGCGUCUUGUCGACCUGGAGCUCACCUCCCGCUUCUUAGGGGCAAAUACUGACACUACCUUACUGGAGGCGGAUGCUGUUCUUCUCGGACUGGUGGAAAGCAGAGAUGCUAAGCUGAAAGAGGCAAAAUGAAAAGAAUUGGAACGAGUGCCAAUUUACGUGUAUUUUUUGAUGUCGCUAGCUACCUAUUGGCUUAGUUAGCUAUAGCCAAUAGCUAAAUGGGCAAAUACUGAAAGUAUUGUUCUUUAGUAGCUAUUCGCUGCAACUGUCUCUCAACAAUAAAGUGUGAUGUUGUGUAGUAAGUGUUUAAUGGUUUAAAAAGUUCAACUAUUUAAGUUUAUUAAUUAGUUGUGACAACUAGCACUCAACGGGGUUGCAAGUCUGAAGAAAUGACGCAUUUCCUUUUAAAAUGGAUAGAGAAUUACGGAAUAUAUUUUGGAAAUAAUACCGUCUUUUUUAUAAUGCAGCACGCAGUACUGGACAGAGUAAUAAAAAGGCUAAACCUGUAAAUAUAUUGGCUAAUGCAGCUGUCCGCUGCGUAAGUAUCAAGUCCAUGUUUGCUCCACCUUCGUAGUCAACUAGUUUUAGCGGUUCUGUGUACCAUUUAAAUUAAGAACAAGGCAGUAAAACCAGAUUUUCCUUUUCCCAAUUUGCAUUCAUAUGUUACAUAUACAUAUAUGUUUCCGGUUUAAAAUUAUUGGGACUGAAAUAUUAUGGUAAACAAGCCCCAUGCACCAAAAGUUGUUUAACUUGUUAUGAAA
Molecule: messenger RNA, 1403 nt
Organism: Megalops cyprinoides (Indo-Pacific tarpon)
Lineage: Eukaryota; Metazoa; Chordata; Actinopteri; Elopiformes; Megalopidae
Gene: mrps28
Product: mitochondrial ribosomal protein S28
Exons: 1
Coding region: 184-774 (196 amino acids)
Cellular component (GO): mitochondrial small ribosomal subunit
Source: RefSeq, a predicted model, not a curated record